AUGGCCACUACCCUGAACAAGCGGCAGCAGGCGCGCAAUGAGCGGACGCUGCAGGAGCUCAUUAAGACAGUUCCCGGCAAUGCACAAUGUGCAGACUGCGGCGCGCGCAAUCCAGGAUGGGCCAGCUGGAGCCUGGGCAUCUUCCUGUGCAUGCGGUGCGCCGCGCUCCACCGCAAGCUAGGAACACACAUAUCCAAGGUCAAGUCGCUGAGCAUGGACAAGUGGGACAAUGCCCAGGUCGAUAACAUGAAGCGCAUGGGCAACACCGAGUCAAACAAGACCUACAACCCCCGCAACGUGAAGCCCCAGAUCCCCAUAGACGUUGACGAGGUAGACAGCACGAUGGAGAGGUUCAUUCGGCAGAAAUACGAGCAGCGUGCUUUCCUGAACGAUUCGCGGGCGGGCUCGAGACAGAAUACUGGUAGCACAAGUUCGGUGGAAGACAGGCCCCCACCCUUACCCCCGAAACCGACGAAGCGAUUCGGAUUUGGCCUUGCGAAAUCUUCGACCUUCCCCCGAAACGUCACCCCUCCAGUCUCCCCUAGUCUCGGUGGAUUCGGGCAAGACACUUCUCCGCCGAGGGUGAACAAGCCGUCUCGGGUGUUUGGAUCCAACAUUAGUACUUCAGGCGACGGACUGGAGUCAAAGCUGGCGACCCUACGGGACAUGGGCUUUCCGGAUGAGAAACGCAAUAGUACAGUGUUGAAAGGAUUGAACGGUAAUCUGGACAGAGCUGUGGAAGCGUUAAUCAGGUUGGGCGAACAGAACCCAAGUACAAGCAGGGGGCCCACCCCUACUCCGCCUGCAAAGCCGGGUGUCAAUGGUAUAUCUAUUGACAGGACUCGCACUACACCUGCUGCAACGUUUGGAAACCCAUUUGAUGCGUUGGACGCGAUUGCCCCUGCGCCUACUUCUGCCCCACAACAGCAACCCCAGCCUGAGCCUGCGCCAAUCCACACCCACCAGUUGCCAUAUGGAGCCUCUGCAUCUUCUAAUGCGACCUCUCCCUCAAAUCCUUACAAUCCAUUUCUACAACAAGCACACCAG
This is a messenger RNA of Lindgomyces ingoldianus, 1047 nucleotides long. Its product is annotated as ArfGap-domain-containing protein. Gene Ontology annotation, molecular function: protein binding; GTPase activator activity. Gene Ontology annotation, cellular component: Golgi apparatus. The transcript is spliced from 4 exons. Gene Ontology annotation, biological process: endoplasmic reticulum to Golgi vesicle-mediated transport; intra-Golgi vesicle-mediated transport; endocytosis. The annotation marks the transcript as partial. Lineage: Eukaryota; Fungi; Ascomycota; Dothideomycetes; Pleosporales; Lindgomycetaceae. The record is from RefSeq and is a predicted model, not a curated record.